Messenger RNA from Nymphalis io (European peacock), 1573 nucleotides. RefSeq lists its product as uncharacterized. The coding region runs from base 199 to 1191 and encodes 330 amino acids. The transcript has 9 exons. The record is from RefSeq and is a predicted model, not a curated record. Lineage: Eukaryota; Metazoa; Arthropoda; Insecta; Lepidoptera; Nymphalidae.
UUUUGUAAAAAAUUACAUUUAUAACUUAUUUUCGUCUAAUAUUAUGUUAUCAGCAUAAUAAAAUAUUUAAAUUGUCAUUUUAUAACAUUUACUAAAAAGUAUAUUUUCAUAAAUUUAUUCAAGUGCAAAAUAUGUCACAUUUGCGAUGUGAUCCUUGUGACAUGAUUUUAACGGUACUACCCAAAGUUACUUAAAAAAAUGCAAAACACCGAAACAGCAUGGCGAAAAAAUGGGGAUUGGAAAGGACGAUAUUUUAAACUUUAUUCAUCUAGAGGUGUAUCGUUAACUAAAAAAAUAGAACCUCAACGUAUAUCUUUCAUGAAUAACGACAAAACUCCAUACACAUCACUUCUAAUAAAGCUGAGAGCCAGUCAAAGAGAUACUUCCAUAAAAUCAAAUGAAUCUUUGCCCCCAUACUUAACUUCUUUGUUGUCACAACGGAGCGAUAGCUAUAGCACGAAACAGAACAGUCAACAGUCCCAAAGUCUCGGUGUUAACGACACUCUUCUUUUGGACAUGGUGCGUUCAAGGAGCCGUGAAGUAGAGGACGAGUUACGAGACCAGCCGCUCAUGUUAUCCAGUGACGAUAAUGACAAUCAAAAUUUGAACGAGUCAUGUGUUCACGGUAUGAGCAUUCGCAUGACAGAGCGCAGCGCGUCUCGUUCACGCGUCUCCCGGAUGUCUACUCGCCGUGAUAUGGACAUACCGUCCAUACUUGCAUUCACUACAAAUGUGCCUGCCCCACCGACCCAUUUAGAAAUACCAGCAUUUCAAAAGGUAGAGCAACGACGUGAGGAAAUUCCGCGAUGGUCGAUACGACGAUCUGUCUGUCCAGUGUGUUCCCAAAAAUGGAAAGAUAAAAGCUCUAUAACGAAUGUUAAAUAUUCGGGUCUGAAGAGAAAUUCACUAUAUUACGAGUUGCCAUCUGUUAUUGCACCAGCUCGCUUGAGGACAUUAAUCUCAAUCGGACACUCCCCACGACCAGUGCCUGCUGCUGUAGAUAAGGAAGCUGGUGUACAACAAGGAGGUCUCCGUAAUACGAGCACGUCGUGGCAAUUGACAAGGGCUCGUCGCUUCCGAGCCCCUAAACUUCAACUCCCUCCUCCUGAAGCAACAGCGCCCCCAAGUUGUAACGCACCAAUGGCACGAAAAGAUUUAGACCUUCGCGUUACUCGUUUUCUUUCGGAUUAAUUUAGAUUUCCAACAAUUAAAGAACUCCUGAAAUUUUAUGUACAUCUCGUAGUGGCGGUGAAGAAAAACUUCGUAAGGAAACUUGCAUGUGCCUAAUGAAAAUCUACAGCAAAUGAAGAGAUGUAUUAAACGUGCACCUACAUGUGAGACAGACGUUUUAUAGGAAAAAAAUGUUAGUUCUUUUUCUGGCGUGUAUCUACGCUAGCUGAGCGAAAAAUAUUCUGCCAAUUUCACGUAAAAAAGAGAUGACACAUAAGAGAUUAAUCGGCUUCAAAUUUUGAAGUGUUUGACGAUGAUGAGUAGAAACUAUGUAAUACUACAGUUGCUACAGUAGAACAAAAUGUUAAUUAAAUUUAUUUGAUUUUAUGGAAUACAACGUAUA